AUGGCUUCCUGUUCGCCACACUUCACUUUCUCUCCCCUACUUUCUCUCUCUAGAACCUCAUCCUGCGCGGCCCGAGGCUUCCUCAACCUGAGAACCGUACGACGUCGUUCGCUGCAGAUUCGAGCUGCAGCGGAGGACUUGAUUGGCGAUUUUGGGGCGCGGGACCCUUUUCCGGCCGAGAUCGAGAGCAAUUUCGCGGAUAAGGUGUUGGGGAAUGUGAGCACCGAGCACAAGAUUUUGAUCCCAAUUGCGUCGGCGCUGUCGCUGGCGCAGCAGGAGUGCGCCCCGAUUUCCCAGCUUCAGCAGCCCAUGUCCGAGGACGAUGCCAAAAAGCUUAUGUUCAAGGUUUUUCUUCAGCUCGAAAUUCACCUCCAAUAUUGCACUUCAUUUUUGCACUACUCUGAAAAUAUGAACACUUUGGUUUGGUUCAUGAAUGGUGAAAUAUUGGAACAGGCAUUCAGGGUUGUAGGCUGGAGACUUGUAAAUGAAGAAGGCAGUCUACAGCUGCAAGGUGUGUGGAAAGUUAGAGAUACUAAAUGUGGGGAAGAACUUUUAAAUAGGAUAAUAAAGGCUGUGGAGCAUACGGGCCAUCUUCCGACUCUUCAUUUGGAGGCACCCAAUCAAGUUCGGGCUGUAUUGUGGACAUCCUCAAUUGGUGGGUUGAGCUUGAACGACUUCAUUGUGGCAGCUAAAAUCGACGAGAUAAAAGUAUCAGAUCUACAGCCUAGACAAAGAGUUUGGGCAUAAAAUCUGCGUGCGGCAAACGGGGCAAGUCCUCGCUGUCCCCUCGCACAUCGAGCAUACGCACACGUGGCGGCACGGCAACAUCAUCACCGUGGCCCGUUGCCUGCUGCAGGCCCAACAGUCGAUCCUAACGGGCCUUAGCCCAUUGUCCGAGUCUACAUUAGUGGACGAGUUUGUGUCCUCAUGGGCCUUGUCCCCGUGCCAGUGGGCCUUGAGGUUCGUGGUGGCCUGCUCCAAGUGCUCCACCAUGGCCCGCAAGUGCUCGACCUCUUUUCUGUAAUGCUCGGCCUUCCUUGCCAGCUCUAUGUUCUGGGCUGACUUUAUUUGCAGCUCGACUUCUUUUUGCUUGAGCUUCUGUUGGGCCCGCUCGUCCGCGGCCCGAUGGAUGGCCCGAUGCUGCUUCUCCAGUACGCCCCCGAGGGCCUGCCUGAGGAUAUCAGUCUGCAAUGGAGUAAAAAAUAAAAAAAAC
Molecule: messenger RNA, 1213 nt
Organism: Striga asiatica
Lineage: Eukaryota; Viridiplantae; Streptophyta; Magnoliopsida; Lamiales; Orobanchaceae
Source: the annotation of a GenBank genome assembly